This is a messenger RNA of Prorocentrum cordatum, 1377 nucleotides long. The record is from the annotation of a GenBank genome assembly. Lineage: Eukaryota; Dinophyceae; Prorocentrales; Prorocentraceae.
AUGAGCCUCUACGGUGCUCGUGGCGGCUCUUUCAUGGCAGCGGGCCCCAACGGCGGCUUCGUUGCGGGAUCACGCGGGGCCUUUGUCGGUGGCGGCGUGGGCGGUGGCGCGAUGGGCAGCGGGGUCUACCCCGGGAUGGGCUAUGCCGGUGGGGGCGUGUAUCCUGGGACGGGGUAUGCUGGCGGUGGGGAAGGCUGCUGCGGAGGUGUGGGCUGUGGCAACAGCUGCGGCGCGGACGGGUGCGGGGUGGGCGUGGCGCCCGCGUGCGGCGACGCGUGCUGCGGGGUCGCGGGCGCCAGCUGCGGGGGCAUAGCCGGAACGACGAUGUCGUAUGUGGGCGCAGGCGGCGACUACAUCGCCACCACCACCUACCAGUACGUGGGCCAGGGCGCGGGCACCUUCACCGUGGUGCCGAUCCCCGCGGCUGGGUGCAGCGUCUGGUGGCUGUGCUGCCUCUGGUGGCUGGCGCUGCUCCCCUUCCUCUUCCUCGCGGGGACCACCACGACCACCACAACAACGCCCCCCAUCAUCAUCAGCACCCCGCCUCCAGAGACCCCGCCGCCCAUCGUGAACCCCACGCCGGCGCCCCCCGGGCCAGGGCCCGCGAAGCAUUGCAAGAUCUUCGGCGACCCGCACGUGAUCACGUUUGAUGGGCAGUCAGCGAGCUUCUACUCCCAGGGCGAGUACUGGACCGUGAAGAGCACCACCGUCUGGAUCCAGGGCCGCUACAUGCCGACUCCAGUGACCAACGGCCUCUCCGUCAUGAAGGAGGUCGCGAUCGGCGGCCCCUUCCUGGAGAGCAAGGACGGCAAGAAGAACAUCCUCCGCAUCUCCUCUCUCAGUGCGACCUUCAACGACGUCCCCAUCAUCACUGGCUUCCCGGACGCCUGGGAGAACCAGGAUCCGAUGAUCAAGGUAGUCUCCGACGGCAACGGGCAGGUGAUGCAGUCGAGCCGCUACGGCAAGCAGCUGCGCGUCGUGCACGUGGACCUGCCGCUGGGCGUCCACCUGGAGAUCAAUCGCUGGAACGAGCCAGGCGAGGGCGACUACAUCAACACGAUGAUCACCAUGAGCAAGCAGCCAAACCAGGAUGGGCACUGUGGAAACUUCAAUGGUGUGACCGAGGACGACACCCGGCCGCAGAUCCGUGCCCGCAUCGGCACCACGGGUGUCCCGCAAGAGGAAUUGCUUUUCCACACCAAGACCCCCGUGACGCCCGCGAACCGGCCGGACCUGAACAACUGCCCCACCGACAAGACCGAGAACGCCAGGCAGAUUUGCACGGGGAAGUCCAAGACCGGCAUGCCCAACCAUGACUGCAUGGUGGACGUGUGUUUCGGCGGAGCGCACUUCGCGGAUAUGACCGACUACGACUAG